This is a messenger RNA of Clupea harengus (Atlantic herring), 2016 nucleotides long. Its product is annotated as hydroperoxide isomerase ALOXE3-like. Lineage: Eukaryota; Metazoa; Chordata; Actinopteri; Clupeiformes; Clupeidae. The record is from RefSeq and is a predicted model, not a curated record. Gene Ontology annotation, molecular function: protein binding; iron ion binding; oxidoreductase activity, acting on single donors with incorporation of molecular oxygen, incorporation of two atoms of oxygen. Gene Ontology annotation, biological process: lipid oxidation.
AUGGGGAUCUACACAGUAUCAGCGUACACUGGAACGAGGGCCUUGUCUGGCACCACUAGCUAUAUCUACAUUCAACUGCGUGGUACUGAGGCUGAAAGUGAGGAGAAUGAACUAAAUUCGUCUUUUUUCUCUCAUGGAUUAAGUGAAGGAUCGGUGCGAACAUUUAAGGUAAACUGCAAAGAGUCGCUAGGAGAGCUCAUUUAUAUCAAGCUCUCCUGCAAGCCGUUUAUGUUACUUGAAAACAAGUGGUUCUGCGACAAGAUCUCGGUCACAACGCCCAAAGAUGACGAGAUUCUGUUCCCAUGCUACCGGUGGCUUGGCUCUGAUGACACGCUUGUUGUAAGACAGGCCAAAGCUUCGCUUGUGUUCCAGGACAUUGCUAACCCAAUAGCCCAUAGACAAAGGAUGAGGCAGCUAAAGGAGCGACAGGACACAUUUGGGUGGAACGUGUAUGCUGAAGGCAUGCCCCACAUUGUCAACUAUGACUCUGCCAGUGCUCUGCCUGAUGAAAUCCAAUUCUCUUCCACAAAGGACAUCGAGUUUUACUUCAUGGCAGGAAAGCAGUUAAUUGCUCUGAAGCUGACAGGAUUAGCUAACUGCAAAAAGUCAUGGGAAAGCAUCAGCCAGCUGGACGCAAUUCUUUGUGAAAACAGAAACAAAACCAUUGAUUACGUUAAGAAACACUGGGAUGAGGAUGAGUUCUUUGGCUACCAGCUGCUGAAUGGCCUCAACCCCAUGAUGAUCCAGCGCUGCUCAAAGCUGCCAGAGAACUUCCCCGUCACAGAGGAGAUGGUCAAAGACUCCCUGAGAGGAAGCACCUUUGAGGUGGAGAUGGAGAAAGGGAACAUCUUCCUGUGCGACUACAAGAUGUUGCACAGACUUGUGGGAAAUGAAGUCAGUGACAGACAGCAGUAUCUCACAGCUCCCCUGGUCCUGCUCUACUGUGACUCUUACGAUAUGAUGCUGCCCAUCGCCAUUCAGUUAAGGCAAAACACUGGAGAUGACAACCCCAUCUUCCUGCCCACUGACUCAAAGUUUGAUUGGCAGCUGGCUAAGAUCUAUGUGCGGGCUGCAGAGUUCAGUGUGCAUGAGGUUGACUUUCACCUGCUGAGAACUCACCUGCUGGCCGAGGUGUUCACCAUGGCAACAUUGCGGAACCUCCCCUCCGCACACCCACUCUUCAAGCUUCUCAUUCCUCACACUCGUUACACACUCCAGAUCAACAUCAUGGCGAGAAAUCAUCUGAUUUCCGAGGAUGGAACCCUUACCAAUCAUUCAGGCAUUGGUGGUGCGGCCAUGGAAAACUUGAUGAGGCGUGCGACUGCCUCCCUGACCUACAGCUCCCUCUGUCUGCCUGAUGACAUCUCUGAGAGAGGCCUGGGGAAGGUUCCCAACUACUACUACAGAGAUGACGGGAUGAAACUGUGGAUCGUUAUCAACAAGUAUGUUGAAGGAGUCUUGCAACAUUACUACAAAUCUGAUGAUGACGUGCAGAAGGACACAGAGCUGCAGAGCUGGAUCAGGGAGAUAUUUACCGAAGGCUUCCUGGAAAGGAAGCGCACAGGAAUACCUGAGAAAUUUCAGGCAGUGAGGGAUCUCAUCAAGUUUGUCACCAUGGUGAUCUUCACUGUAUCUGCCCAACAUGCCGCUGUCAACAAUGGACAGUUUGAGUUUGGCGGCUGGAUGCCUAACUUCCCCAGUGCCCUAAGAAAGCCCCCUCCCAAGGAGAAAGGCCAGACCACUAAGGACACCAUCCUGGAGACCCUACCUGAUAUUGGCACGACGGUGAACACAUUGGCUGUCCUGAGACUGCUUGCCAAAAAGUCAACAGACCAUUACCCUCUGGGAUAUUUCCCAGAACAGCUGUAUGAUGAAAAGGUCCCUUGCAAGCUCAUUGAAGACUUUCAAAAGGAUCUGGAGAAGUUGACAGUUGACAUCGAGGAGCGGAACAAGAAGUUGGAGCUUCCCUAUACCUAUCUGGACCCCAAAAAUGUGGACAACAGUGUGGCCCUUUGA